ACGAAGCCCAUACACUUCCUAUGCCUUCUAAUAGCAAUGUUCUUGUUAGUUGAGGGACGAUAUGGAGGCAGAAGUUGCGAGUUGCCUACCGGAGACAAUGCAGUGUCAUUAAAUGUUAAAUGUUAAACGGUGCGGUGUUCUCACUGAGUAUACCGACAACAGUGUUCGUGGACAUGUUCGCCGGUGGUUCUCAAUCUGAAGUUCUUUUUUCUUACUGAGUAUACUGCCAGUUUUAGGCUGUACAAAGGUCACCAGCUCGGCUUCAGUCUUCAGGUCAGUCAGACUAUCUGGAAUAUCUAGCUUGUUCUGCAGUUACAGGGGCCACCUGUCGAUGUGACAGAAUGACUAGCUCGGUAUUGUAGGCUAGGUCUUUCCGUUCGACGAUGCUUAUGUUUAUCGGUUUUAAAAUGGCUUUUGCCGUAAGGAAAUCCGGUUCGGCGUGCUUUACUCAUGUAGCGCGGCGCUUUGUGAACACCAGCAAUGGACCCACUACUACACCGGUGAAAUUUAAUAUAAAACCAGACAAAAGGUGUUUAUUUGACACUCCUGUGCAUAUAAAAGUGGAAGGUUUGCGCCCGAAACAGCAAGUUAUUUUCCGAGCAACACUGACGGACGAGAAACAGGAUAAGUUUGUGUCUAGCGCUCAUUUUGAGGCGGACACUCGAGGUGUGCUCGAUCUGAGUAAAUCUGCGGCUCGUGGGGGAGACUACGUCGGGGUUCAUCCCAUGGGAUUCAUGUGGGCUAUGAAACCUCAGACAGAGCUGGGAAGGUUGUUUAGAAAAGAUGUGACUUCACCCUUCAAAGUGCACCUUUCCGUGCACGAGAAAACAGCCUCCGGUAGUGAAGAGCCGAUGAUAGCUUCUUGCAUUCACGAGCGAGGGUUCAUUGGGGACGGGGUGCAAAGGAUCCCGGUGAGAGAGAGACGGAUUCGAGCAACUUUAUUUCUACCGCCCGGAGAGGGCCCGUUUCCUGGCGUUAUAGACCUGGGGGGAACAGCGGGGGGGCUGCUGGAGUACCGGGCGUGUCUCCUGGCCAACUACGGCUUCGCCACCAUGUGCCUGGCCUACUUCGCCUACGACGAUUUGCCUAAGAGGCUUCUGGAACUUCACCUGGAGUACUUCGAGGAGGCCCUGCAGUACUUCCAAAACCUGCCGCAGGUGAGGAAGGGAGGCGUGGGGAUCAUGGGCAUCUCCAAGGGGGCGGACCUCUCCCUGUCCAUGGCCAGCUUCCUGGAGGGCGUGUCGGCGGUGGUGAGCGUGAACGGCUGCAAUGCCAACCUGCAGUGCCCGCUGCACUACAGGGGCAUGAGCAUGCCCGGCCUGGGCCUGUCCAUCGACCGCGUGGUCGUUCGCGACAACGGCGUGCUCAACGUGCGCGACUGCUACCACGACCCCCGCGCCCCCGAGAACGCCGCCUGCCUGGUGCCCAUCGAGCGGGCCGCCGCCCGCUUCCUGUUCGCCAUCGCCCAGGACGACCAGGUGUGGGAGGCAGAGCGCUACGCACGGCAGGCGGAGGAGCAGCUGCUGGCCCACGGCCGGCCGCGCCCCGAAAUCCUGCUGCUGCCUGGGGCGGGGCACCUGCUGGAGCCCCCCUUCUUCCCCUCCUGCUCCGUCUCCUACCACAAGUUUGCGGGCACCUCCUUGGAGUGGGGGGGGCAGCCCGAAUCCCACAACGCCGCCCAGGAGGAGUACUGGCGCAGAGUGCGAGAGUUCUUCUGGGAGAACCUGGGGGGGGCGGUGCACAGUAAACUCUGAGCUCGCUGCUCACCCUUUAUUUGAGCUUUACGGCACAAAGCCGACCUAUCGCUGCCAUAGUCCUGCCAGAGUCCUGACAUAGUCCUGUUAUAAUUGUGACAUAAACACGCCUGAAGGGUGUCAGGACUGUGUGAGAGAGGUGGGGGGGGAGUAAGAUUGGAAGAUGAGAGGUGGGGGGCGGUAAGAUUGGAAGGCGAGAGGUGGGGGGGCAGUAAGAUUGGAAGAUGAGAGGUGGGGGGCAGUUAGAUUGGAAGGCGAGAGGUGGGGGGGCAGUAAGAUUGGAAGGCGAGAGGUGGGGGGGCAGUAAGAUUGGAAGGCGAGAGGUGGGGGGGCAGUAAGAUUGGAAGGCGAGAGGUGGGGGGGCAGUAAGAUUGGAAGGCGAGAGGUGGGGAGGCAGUAAGAUUGGAAGACGAGAGGUGGGGGGGCAGUAAGAUUGGAAGACGAGAGGUAGUGCUGUAUGGUCCAAAUAAAGUGUCGGCCAGAUUUUAGUGUGGUUUCGCUCUGUGCUUCUCUGAGGCACCUGGGGCCAGUAGACACUGUGAUCAAUGCAGCUGAAAUGGCAGGAAUGAAUGUGGCAGCAGAGGGACAUUCGUUUUAGAAUUUUCUUUUCUUUUUAUUUAAUCUUUUACACAUCGCCAAACAACAUGUACUGAGCCUUCAAGAAAUAAGUCUGGAUAUAAAUGCAGAAUCACAUAGGAAAAAGAGAAAUAGACGUAUUGGCUUUCUUAUUACAUUUAUACUUUAGAUGAUCACAAUAACUAAAAAGGGCUUUUUAAACUAAGAAAUUUAGUUUUGAAUGGUUAUGUUUGUUUGCCUUCUUAGGAGGAAAAUAUAUCUCUUCAUUUCCAGUGGCAUCUGAGUGCAGUUCUGUCCAAGCUGCUUAAACUCACAGUGUGUGUCUGUGCUUCAUCCUGCAAAGCCAAUCAUUGCUUGGGUAAACUCACAGGAGCCAAUCAGCACUAGGGCCAACUCCCAGGAGCCAGUCACCACUCGGGAAAACUCCCAGGAGCCAAUCACCACUAGGGAAAACUCCCAGGAGCCAAUCAUUUCUUGGGUAAACUGGAGUGCUGCAAGCAGGAGGUCAGUGCCCUGAAUAUGGUGUUUUUAGUCCAAAUUGCCUUCGCGUAAUUGCAUACAUUAUAUAAUGUUCGUUAUUAAUGCAAUAAAAGGCCUUUACAUGCUAAAAAGCAGGUGGACACUUUUAUUAUGUAUUUUAGUAUUUUGAAUAACUUGUGUAUUUAACAUCACAAUGGAAAAUUUGAGCUGCAGUAAAUAAAUUGUGGCAUUUGCAAAUUAAAUUGUAUUGUUUCAGAUGAA
Anguilla anguilla (European eel) is the source of this 3071-nucleotide messenger RNA. RefSeq names its product acyl-coenzyme A thioesterase 5-like. Gene Ontology annotation, biological process: acyl-CoA metabolic process; fatty acid metabolic process. The transcript is spliced from 4 exons. The record is from RefSeq and is a predicted model, not a curated record. NCBI's taxonomy places the organism in Eukaryota, Metazoa, Chordata, Actinopteri, Anguilliformes, Anguillidae. The coding region runs from base 384 to 1754 and encodes 456 amino acids. Gene Ontology annotation, molecular function: fatty acyl-CoA hydrolase activity.